CCUCAACGUUUCUCCUUGCUUGACCCACACACACUCACGCACACGUCCUCGUGAACACACUUGCUGAGAGCUGCACCAGCCAACACCGGACCCCACCUCUCGCUCCUCGAAUUCGGACAUCAACAAACACUUCCUCAUUGAGCAAUCGCAAACCCCACCUCUCGCUUCCCCUCCCCUACUUGACACAAUGCGUGCCACCUUCUUCUUCACCGCCGUCGUAGCACUGGCAUCGGCUACCAUUGUGGCAGCACAGGAGGCCGCUGAUCUCGAGGAGAGGUCACCUGUCGUGUCCAAGGUCUUUGGACGAGCACCCUUCCCCCAAGUGACGCCAGAAGCAAUUGAGGAACGACAGCUCGGUGGUGGGGAGAUCACCUCAACGACCAGCCUGGCCACUCUGCAGACCAUCAGUGGCUACACACCUCCGGCUUCGACCAGAAUACCCACUCCCGUCGUGUCGAGUGGAACCAUUCUUUCAGCAGCUCAGAUCCCAGGCUACAACGACACCGUCAAGGCCAGCGGAGCAGACAUGCUCAAUGUCGACGGUCGGUCACUCGCUCUGGCAGGUGGUAUGGCCGCUGCUGCCGCCUACCUGCUGUUUUGAGCCUAGUCACUGCCCCCUCGACCGCAGACAAAACGCGUCGGUGCACCAUGCCGAAAUCAGAACCUCAUACGCAGCUGUGUCUUCCAAGCACUGCUGAUCCCCGAAGACUGCGACGGACCUUCACUACUAUCAUGACCAUUCUCUUGUAGAUUCCCUCCCCCUUGCUAUCCACUCCACCCUCACCUGACCCUCAAUCCUGCCUUGUACAAACUUCGUUGUUUCUAUUCCCUUCCCCACCCUCAAUGAGUUUCGUGCUGCCGUCACGGACACUCCUUCGCGCCUCUUUGCGCCUCUAUUCUUCCCAUCCAGACUCUCAAUACCAGUACUCCUGUACUUGCUCAU
Messenger RNA from Microstroma glucosiphilum, 943 nucleotides. RefSeq lists its product as hypothetical. Bases 188 to 601 code for a protein of 137 amino acids. The record is from RefSeq and is a predicted model, not a curated record. NCBI's taxonomy places the organism in Eukaryota, Fungi, Basidiomycota, Exobasidiomycetes, Microstromatales, Microstromataceae. The transcript has 3 exons.